CUCCUCCGUUUAUGCUUUAUAUCCCCCGCACCCCUAAUUUUGCUUCCUGAUCGAGUCACCUGAGGACUAUUCUUUCAUUAUUCUCUCUAUUUCCGGCAUCAAUACCACCGUUAACCGGUAUCUAUGGCGUUGAACAACGGAUUGAGAUCAUGCGCUUCAAAGCUGUUUGUCUCUGCCGAGUCGUCUCUCGCUAAGUCUGUACAAAGAGCGGGUAUCCAUUCAACUGGAGCAAAGAGAAUGGGAGGACAUGCACAUGGUCAUGAUGAGCCAGCGUACUUGCAUUCAAAGCAUAUGUACAACUUGGACCGCAUGAAGAACCAGAAGCUGACCAUGACUCUUGGUGUUUUCACUGCCUUCAGCAUUGGUGUUGGAGUACCAAUUUUUGCUGUUGUCUUCCAGCAAAACAAGGCUAAAUCUGGUUGAUCCCCCUCUCAUUACUCUUUUCUUUUCCCCUUGUGUUUAAUCUCAAUAAUGCAGACGACUUAAUGAAUGUCUUGUUGCAUGUUAUACGUUUUCAAAUCAUUUUCAUUAGAUUUUGACAUGUGAUGUUGUUUCAGCAUUAUUCUGGAAAUUGUUUUUUUUUCUUA
This is a messenger RNA of Lactuca sativa (garden lettuce), 587 nucleotides long. Its product is annotated as TonB-dependent heme receptor A. Lineage: Eukaryota; Viridiplantae; Streptophyta; Magnoliopsida; Asterales; Asteraceae. The record is from RefSeq and is a predicted model, not a curated record.